AUGAACAUCCUGGCAUUACUUUUGCUCUCAUUGUUAUUAGCAUCUACCGUUGCAGCUGAUGAUCAAUCCAAUAUCUUUGAUGUGACAAGCUCGAAAUAUGGUGGAAACCCCGACUCCGAUAUCACAAAGGCGUUAACAAUGGCGUGGACCGAUGCAUGUGAAUCAGGGUCGACGAGUACCGUCCUAGUUCCAACUGGAACAUACAAGUUAUUGGAACAAAUAAGUUUUGAAGGUCCAUGCAAUGCUCCUAUUCAAUUUCAGCUCCAAGGAAUGUUGCAGGCUCCAGAAGACCGGAGCCAACUUGAUGACUCUUGGGUUUACUUUAAGACCAUCGACAAGCUCACAUUGUCCGGCGGUGGAACUUUCGACGGACAAGGAGAGCUUUCUUGGAAAGAGGACAAGCACUUUCACUCAACUCCCGUCGAUGUUAGGUUCAAAACCGUCAACAAUUCAGUUAUUAGCGACAUAACAUUUAUGGACAGUGCAAAAUUUCACAUUAGUGUUCAUGCCUCCAGCAACAUUACGUUUCAACGGGUCACCAUCACAGCACCCGAAGACAGUCCUAACACUGACGGAAUCCACAUCGCCGGUUCGAGCAAGAUCACAGUCUCCGACUCUUACAUUGCAACCGGUGACGAUUGUGUUUCAAUUGGUGAUGGCGCAACCGAAAUCCUAGUGUCCAACAUUACUUGCGGACCAGGACAUGGGAUAAGCAUUGGCAGUCUAGGAAAGUAUCCAGAUGAACAACCAGUGGUCGGUGUCACGGUCAAGAACUGCACACUAACUGGCACAACUAACGGAGCGAGAAUCAAGACAUGGCCCGAUUCUCCGGCAGAAGGCGUUGCUAAGGAUAUACUUUACCAAGACAUCAUCAUGGUGAAUGUGAAGAACCCUAUCCUCAUCAACCAAAACUACUGCGACAAAGGCAAAAUGUGUAAGCAAAUGGUUCCAUCCAAAGUCCAAAUCAGUGACGUGAGAUUCAAGAAUAUAAGGGGCUCAUCUUUGUCUCCGGUCGCCGUCAAGCUCGACUGUAGUCAGAGCAUGCCGUGUCAGAAUGUGGAGCUGUCCGAUAUUGAUCUCGCAUAUAGUGGAGACGAAAAAGACGAAAUCACGUCCGAGUGUAGUAAUGUUAAGCCAAGAAUUACCGGCGUGACUAAGUCUCUUGCAUGUGCAAACCUACGUGACAUACCAAUAGAGGGUUCACCAUCACCGUCGACUUCACCGCCCCUUGAACCGGCACCAGUACAACAGUCACCACCCCCGGCUCCGGUAGCAAAACACCACCAUCCACCUCCUCUUUCGCCGCCAGCAGAGGAAACACCUCCUCUUCCUCCAGCAGAGGAAACACCUCCUCUUCCGCCAGUAGAGGAAACACCUCCUCUUCCGCCAGCAGUGGAAACACCUCCUCUUCCGCCAGCAGUGGGAACACCUCCCAAAGUAACAUCACAUGAUCCGUCUCCGCCCCCUCCUUCCCCCUAUCCGUAUCGUCGUUUAGGACCAACAUCCUCCGCUGCCGGGUUUAAGAAACUCAAAGAUGAAAGUGAUCAUAACCACCCCCAAUUCCAAGACACUGAGCCCUUUGAUGAGGCUGUGGUGCCUGAUAGCCCUUCAAUGGAGGAUACCCAGGUGUUGGAUUAUUCGGAUUGCGAUGAGAAGAUGAGGACUGGGUUUGAGGAGGAAGUGGUGCUUGACAGUGAGGAUGAGGAAGUUAAUGGAAGCAGACUAGUGACUCUUGGAAAUAUGUCGUCGGAUCAAACAUGCGCUGCAGUUGGUGUUGAUGACUUGAUGAUAUGA
Fragaria vesca subsp. vesca is the source of this 1794-nucleotide messenger RNA. Its product is annotated as polygalacturonase-like. The transcript has 3 exons. The record is from RefSeq and is a predicted model, not a curated record. The coding region runs from base 1 to 1794 and encodes 597 amino acids. Lineage: Eukaryota; Viridiplantae; Streptophyta; Magnoliopsida; Rosales; Rosaceae.